AUGGAGACGUUGAGCUACCUGGAAGUGUCUGAGCUCGACGAAGCGAACCUUAUACAGCAUCACAAGCAACCGGCUUCUCCGCAUCAGCCGAGUAGCAGUAUUUCGCCAGGGUCAUACCCGCCUCACACCCUAGGAAACGGCAUUCUUCAUCAGCCGCAUCAAUACGGGCCACCCUCGCAAGAGCCACAGUAUUACUCGUCUCAUUCUUCCUACAGUACGGCAAGCACGUCAGGUCAAUACCCCUCAAGUGGACCCCCUGAAAUGAUGGCGACAACAACACAGAUGCAGAGGCCUUAUCCUCCGAUUUAUCAUACACCACAAUCCAGUUCCCCUGCAUCGGUAGCCUCUCAAUCGCACGAACACAGCAGAAGUCUUUAUACCCAAUCUCCCCAAGUACCGCAUCAGAUGUAUCCGUACCAGUCUUAUCAGCCCAUCAACCCGGUCCAGCCUUCACCCUACACAGCGCAUACGUCUCCACAGCACCCGAUUACAUCGCAGUCGUUGAUGCUGCCUCACCAGACAAGCAGUGCGCAAAUCCCGCACCAGUCUGCUCAGGCACCAACGAGCGCCAUGACCAGUCCGAGUACGACUACCACACAGCAGCACACCCCUCCGCAAAGGGCAGUUCUGAACCCACCGAUUCCUGCGUCAACCGGAGCUCCCCUUUCUGCCAGCAACGUUCAUCAUCAGAAUUCGGCCGUCGGAGCAAGUUCCAGUGCCGCACCGGGCCCGAUUCCAGCAACAACCCCUCUCGUUGUACGGCAGGAUAGCAAUGGAGUCCAGUGGAUUGCCUUCGAGUACUCUCGUGAUCGCGUCAAAAUGGAGUAUACCAUCCGUUGUGAUGUUGAGUCUGUUAACGUGGAUAACCUUAGCCAAGAAUUCAAGACCGAAAACUGCGUCUACCCUCGGGCCUGUUGCAGCAAAGAUCAGUAUAGAGGCAACCGUUUAGUUUAUGAGACGGAGUGCAAUGCUGUCGGCUGGGCCCUGGCAGAGCUCAAUCCCGCCCUCAGAGGCAAACGCGGGCUGAUUCAACGCGCCGUUGAUAGUUGGCGAAACAGCAACCAAGACCCAAGGCUUCGAAGCAGACGCGUGAGAAGAAUGGCCAAGAUCAACAGACGGCAGGGCAUGCCACCACCUCAACCGAGCCAUAUGGCCACCGGACCGCCCGUUGGCCCCGGAAUCCCCGGGCCUAGUAUGGCAGCACCGGCCCCUCGCCCUCCUCCACUGGGACCCUUAGCUAUGGGGCCCCCGCAACUACACCAUCAUCACGCACAGCCCGAGGGCCCUCCAGGCAGUGAGGAAGUUAGCGGCACCACUGACUUCACGAACGGUGCCAAUCGCCCAGGUCCGGAAGUCCAUUCGUCUGCGGGACCAACACCAACCGACAUCCGCGGCGCGCAGGUGUUCCACGGCUACCCUGCAUUCCCCCCUCCUGCAGAUAUUUCUGGAAGCUCCAGAGGCCCAUCGAUACCGCCCCUCAUUCGAGACAACGGAAUAGCAACCCUCGGACGGCAUCCAACGAUCGCAACCUCAACAAGCAAGCUGGAAGAAGACGAGGAUGAUGAGGACCAUGACCCCAGCAGCGACGCACUCUUUGGGACGUUCCCCGAGGGCAAGCGUCGCAAAUUCAUACUGGUGGACGAUACUCAACGAGGCUGUCGCGUUCGGGUUAAGGUUAUGCUCGAUCAAGUAGACAUGGAUGAGAUCCCCGAUUCUUAUCGGAACUCCAAUGCAGUCUACCCGCGAACCUACUUCCCUGUGCAGAUGAAGAACCCUCCGGGCCGCGUGGUACCGGGGAGGCGAUACAUUAAGGACGAUGCCGACGCCGAAGACGACGAGGACAGCGCGACCGUGGGACGGAUCCUCGUGCCAACACCCCAGAUUGACGGAGAAAGCGACAUUGCCGUGCCCAAGCUAUCCCGAAGUCGGCGCCAGAAAGAAGUGUUGCUGAAUGACUUGGGUUAUCGCAUGAGCUGGAGCCAAAGUCGGGUGUUUGCGGGGAGGAUGCUAUUCCUCCAGCGAUCUCUUGACGCGUAUCGAAAUAAAAUGCGCAGCACGAUGCUGGCGACGGGACAGGAACAAUCGUCCAUCCCGCAACACUUCGAGACACGAGCCGGGAAACGACGAUUCCUGGAGCGGCCAAGACGGGCGGCAGCUGUUUCGGGGCGGGGCGGCGGGGCGCAUCGGCUCUCUGCAUCGCAGCGUAGCGUCGAAGAAGUUGAAGCUUGA
Molecule: messenger RNA, 2229 nt
Organism: Aspergillus steynii IBT 23096
Lineage: Eukaryota; Fungi; Ascomycota; Eurotiomycetes; Eurotiales; Aspergillaceae
Exons: 5
Coding region: 1-2229 (742 amino acids)
Source: RefSeq, a predicted model, not a curated record